Molecule: messenger RNA, 849 nt
Organism: Micromonas commoda
Lineage: Eukaryota; Viridiplantae; Chlorophyta; Mamiellophyceae; Mamiellales; Mamiellaceae
Exons: 1
Coding region: 1-849 (282 amino acids)
Molecular function (GO): protein binding
Source: RefSeq, a predicted model, not a curated record
AUGGGGUGCUGCCUGUCGAAGCAGACCACGGACACGUCCCAGAAUGUCGCCCGCAACGCGUCGCAACGCGAGAUGGCGUGGAAAACCACCGGCAUCGUGGGCCUUCGCGACGCCCGCCUCACGUCCUUGCCAGCCAAGAUCUUCUCCGCGGACGUGGCUCCCAAGUGCCGCAACGUCGACGCGUCGAACAACAAGAUCGCGUCGCUGCCUCCGUCUAUCGGCACGCUCGUGAACCUGCAGAGGCUCACGCUCACCGCCAACGCGCUGGCCACGCUGCCGGAUGAGCUCGCGCAGUGCGUUAACCUGAGGGUGCUGGUCCUCGAUCGCAACGCCAUUUCCCGCGUUCCAGACUGCGUCCUCGCGUCGUUGACGAAGCUGCAGACGCUCUCGCUGGCUCACAACAAGCUCGCCGCGAUGCCGUCCGUGGCAUCGUUGGCCAAGCUGGAGAAGCUCAGCGUCGCGGGCAACGCGUUGACCUCGCUGCCGGACGGCGUCGGCCGAUGCGCGAUGCUCGAGGAGUUGGACGCCGGCGAUAACCCCGUGGACGCCAUCGACGCGUCCCUCGGAGCCCUCACGCGCCUACGGGUCCUCAACAUGGAGCGCACGCGCGUCUCCGCCGUGCCCCCCGAGGUGUUCAAAGGGUGCGUCUCGCUGGUCACCAUGUCCCUGCACGGGUGCCCGGUGGACGCCGACGCGAUUGAAGAGACGGAUGGGUUCGCGCAGUACGCGGAAAGGGUUCGGGAUAAGCACGGGAAGAAGAUCCACGGCGGCGCGAUGGUGGGGAGCCGGGGUUUGGACGACGGCGUGGACAGGGCGACGGGUGGGCGGAACAUAGCGCCUCACAGGUGA